Molecule: messenger RNA, 1272 nt
Organism: Arachis stenosperma
Lineage: Eukaryota; Viridiplantae; Streptophyta; Magnoliopsida; Fabales; Fabaceae
Exons: 3
Coding region: 1-1272 (423 amino acids)
Source: RefSeq, a predicted model, not a curated record
AUGGCCAAAAGAAUUGACAGCCUUCAAGUAGCAGCUGUGAACACAAGCCAACCAUCAACUGUAUGGAUGCAGAAUGAAGAAAGCCAAGAAGAGCAACAACAGGAGCAAGUGCAAUACAUGCAUAACCAAAAUUCGGGUCAGAAUGAAGUUUAUGGUGAGACCUACAAUCCCUCCUGGAAGAACCACCCCAACCUUAGAUGGGGAGAUAACCAUAACCAAGGCCAACAAUCAUGGCAAAGAAACACAACCCAGAAUAUCCCAAGGAACAACCAGCAAAACAACAACCAAAAUUCAUUCAGAAAACCACAAAACACUUACCCCAACUCUAACUAUUAUCCAACCCAUAACCAAUCCAUCAACCAAAAUACCUAUCAUCAACCACCCACAUCUCACAACCAACCACAAGCACCUCCAGAAUCUCAAAGAAUCACUAAUCUGGAAACCUUGAUAGACAAGCUGUGGAAACAUCAAGAGAUGACGGCCAAAAAUCAAGAAGCUUCCAUCAAGAACAUGGAAAGACAAAUAGGCCAGCUCUCUAAACACUUUGCAACAGAGAGGCCAUCAAGUUCCCUGCCAAGUGACACAAUUCCAAAUCCUAAGGAAGAGUGUAAGGCGAUACAGUUAAGGAGUGGGAGAACAUUGGUGAGCAACAAUGACACUACAAGGAAACAAGUGGAGAGCAGCAAAAAGCCAACAAAUGCAGAGGAAGCCAAUGAUCAAGAUAUGGUGCCAAACAAGAACACAGAGAACCCCAAGGGAGAAGAAGACCAGCCAAUCAAUACACAUAAGAAAGAAGAAGAAGCAAUUCAAGGACAACAGAAAAAGAAGAAGAACCUCAUCCCUCCACUGCCAUAUCCACAGAGGUUCAACAAAGAAACCAAAGAUCAACACUUCCGCAAAUUCCUGGAAACUUUCAAGAAGGGUGUGAUUGAAAACCUUCUAGUCAAGGUGGACAAAUUCAUAUAUCCUGCGGACUUUGUGGUUUUAGAUUCAGAUAUGGAUGAAAGUGACUCCAUCAUACUUGGGAGACCUUUCUUGGCCACUGCUAGGGCUAUCAUAGACGUAGAGCAAGGAGAAUUAACUCUCAGGAUGCAUGAGGAAAGCAUUAUCCUGAAAGUGUUUCCAGAACCACAAUUUAGUAAAGAAGGAAGCAAGGUAGUCAGUGACUGUUGUCCAAGGCAAGCAACCGACAACACAGGGGAGCAGAAGAAUGAGCAUGUGAAGCAAGGCUUGGAAGAAGGUUACAAAAAGUUGAAGAACACCCUGGAGUGA